UCCGCAGACGCUACGCUGGCUCCACACACUGACUGACACAGUAACCUGUGCGCGACUGUGCUCCCCUUCCAGAAACAUUGUGAGGAAAGAAAACAAACCUGCAUGGAUGGAUCCUUUACUUUUAAACACAUUUUAGUAUCCAUAGUGAACUGAAACGUUUCGGAUUUCGCGAUUGAUCUGAAUGUUUCAGUCGCUCGCGCUGAAGCGAACGCGGAUUCCUCGCGCAGAGAAUCAAAGUCUCUCAAACGCACCGUUUAGCUGCACAAACAUGGAUGUUCUGGCCAAUUACAGUAUUUUUCAAGAACUUCAACUUGUUCAUGACACUGGCUACUUCUCCGCGAUGCCGUCUCUGGAGGAAAACUGGCAGCAGACAUGUUUGGAGUUGGAACGCUAUCUGCAGACAGAACCCAAACGACUGUCUGACCUUUUUGACGAGGAACUAGAUGGCCUCCUUACACCCUCCUUCAUGAAGGAAGAAGCGGAAGAAGACCCGUUAGACCCCCUCCUUCCCAGCCUCGACAACCCACCCAGUCCUCCUCCUCCUCCUCCUCGCCUCACCCCACGCAAAGAAACUCUCUCCUCCACUUCCUCUACUGUGACCUCUCCAGACAUCACCUUAGGGGUCAACGCAGCCCAGCUGAACGCCGUCACCUCCCUAACACCUCCCUCGUCCCCAGAACUGGGCCGUCACUUAGUCAAACCCACCCACACACUCAGUGCCUCGCCCGACGGGACCCUCACGCUCAAGCUAGUGGCCCGAAAGGUGGGCUUGAGCUCUGCCAAGCUUGUGGCAGCCCACCCGGUCCCACUUUCUCCUCAGCACGGCAGCAGCGGAGCACAGAGCGAUGGAGAACAGGGCGGCACCUGCACCAUGGGAUCUGGCGAGAUGGCAGAGAACAAGAAGAGGGUCCAUCGCUGCCAGUUCAACGGGUGUCGGAAGGUCUACACCAAGAGUUCACAUUUGAAGGCACAUCAGAGGACACAUACAGGGGAGAAGCCGUACAAGUGCUCAUGGGAAGGCUGUGAAUGGCGGUUCGCGAGAAGCGACGAGUUGACGAGGCACUACCGCAAACAUACCGGCGCCAAGCCUUUCAAGUGCAAUCACUGCGACAGGUGUUUCUCUCGAUCUGAUCACUUGGCACUGCACAUGAAGAGGCACAUCUGAGGAGGAGGAGGUGGCAAAAUGGUGAGGUGGAGGAAGAGACGGAAGGUAGAGGGAGAGAAGGAGAGGGAUUAUGGAAAGAAGCCGGAUACCACUCAGGCCGUUCGCUCAUCCCACCAGAGAGUGGCGUCCUGUAGGGGAACCUAUCAGCACGAGCUCAACUCAGACCAGGUCUUGAGGUUUGGUCGGCCACGUCUGACCAUGAGGAUGGAAAUUCGGAGGUCUACAGAUCUGAGAAGGUGGUACGACAUCUUAUGUCACUUAAAGACAACAUGCUUCAGUAGGUAUUUGCCUAAUGUUCAAAACAUCAAUGACUUGAUAAAGAUACUAUUAUUGUGUUCCAACUUCUCUGAGAACCAUUUAAAGCUUUCAUCAAUUUUACAUAGAGUAAGCAGACUGUCACAAACAGACCAGCUACCAAUGCACCUGGUUUGAUUUACUGCACCGUGGCGUGCAGGAUGUGUCCCAAAAUUAUCUUCUCAAGAACCUUUGGAGAACAUUGUAGCGAUAGGAUGCCAAUCCAAAGAGAUGGAUUUUUUUUUUUCUUUGUUUCCCAUUUUGAGCAAAGAUUAUCAUUCUGCUUUGAUUCCACCAAUCCACGGCCAAGAUCUAAAGUGGAGUGUCCAUCCAGAGAAAUUUGGAUUUCAAAGGUAAAGUGGAAUCACCCAUCGCUCAAAUGUGAAUCUGACUGGGGCAGCGGAGGAAACACUCUUACAGUACCUUCUUCGUAGACAGACAAAUCUCUCUCUUUCACGUCCCUCCUUGCCAACCAACCGCUGCGCAGCGACACUUUGAGACUUUUUAUAAAGGAAAAAAUAAAUAAAUAAAGAAGAGAUCUUUUUGAAUGAUGACUAUGUUAUAUAAUUCAGAACACUUCUUUUUUGCUUUUCUCCUGUGGAUGUGUACAAAAUAGAAAAAGAAAAAGAAA
Molecule: messenger RNA, 2090 nt
Organism: Cyprinus carpio (common carp)
Lineage: Eukaryota; Metazoa; Chordata; Actinopteri; Cypriniformes; Cyprinidae
Product: Krueppel-like factor 7
Biological process (GO): regulation of transcription by RNA polymerase II
Molecular function (GO): RNA polymerase II cis-regulatory region sequence-specific DNA binding; DNA-binding transcription factor activity, RNA polymerase II-specific
Source: RefSeq, a predicted model, not a curated record